CUCUGUUCACGACUCCGUAUCGUGUACAUCGAUCGAGGAGCGGGGUGGAGAAAGAGAGAGAGAGAGAGAGAGUGAAAGAUUUCAUUUUGUUUCUUCAUUUUUCCGUGAUCAUGUCGCAGCUUUCAGAUCUCCUCAACCUCAACCUCUCCGACACCACCGACAAGGUGAUCGCCGAGUACAUAUGGAUUGGGGGAUCCGGUAUGGACCUCAGAAGCAAAGCAAGGACUCUUAAUGGCCCCGUCAGCGAUCCAUCGAAACUUCCCAAGUGGAACUAUGAUGGCUCGAGCACUAAUCAGGCCCCUGGCGAAGAUAGUGAAGUGAUCCUAUAUCCCCAAGCAAUUUUCAAGGAUCCAUUUAGGAGGGGCAACAAUAUCCUGGUCAUGUGCGAUGCCUAUACUCCAGCUGGAGAGCCAAUCCCGACAAACAAGAGGCAUGCGGCUGCCAAGAUAUUCAGCCAUCCUGAAGUCCUUGCUGAAGAGCCCUGGUACGGGAUUGAGCAAGAGUACACCCUCUUGCAAAGAGAUGUCAAGUGGCCGGUUGGGUGGCCUGCUGGUGGUUAUCCUGGUCCUCAGGGACCAUACUACUGUGGUAUUGGCGCAGACAAGGCUUUUGGGAGAGACAUUGUGGACUCCCAUUACAAGGCCUGCUUGUAUGCUGGAAUCAACAUCAGCGGCAUCAACGGGGAAGUGAUGCCGGGUCAGUGGGAAUUCCAAGUCGGUCCUGCCGUGGGUAUCUCAGCUGGAGAUGAAUUGUGGGUAGCCCGGUAUAUUUUGGAGAGGAUCACAGAGAUUGCUGGCGUUGUCCUUUCGUUUGAUCCCAAGCCUAUUCAGGGAGAUUGGAAUGGAGCAGGUGCUCACACAAAUUACAGCACCAAGUCAAUGAGGCAUGACGGUGGAUAUGAAAUCAUCAAAAAGGCAAUAGAGAAGCUUGGACUGAGGCAUGAGGAACACAUUGCUGCAUAUGGUGAAGGCAAUGAGCGCCGUCUCACUGGGCGCCAUGAGACAGCUGACAUCAAAACGUUCCUAUGGGGCGUCGCAAAUCGGGGCGCGUCAAUCAGAGUCGGAAGAGACACUGAGAAAGCUGGAAAAGGUUACUUUGAGGACAGGAGACCUGCGUCAAACAUGGACCCAUAUGUGGUUACUUCCAUGAUUGCGGAGACCACCAUUAUCUGGAAACCAUAGAGUUGCUCUCAGCUUGGGAACGAUCGUGGUGUGUCAAUCUUGUUCUGGGGAAAUAUUGUUUACGACAGGGCCCUUCCAAGUAUUUCCUUUCGUCUUCAUUGCCGGGUAUUUCUACUAGUAGAAUAGCUUUGCCUUUUUCUUUCUCUCGCCAUUUUCUUGCAACAUUUGCUAGUUUCUUCUGAUUGUAUGCUGGUUGGUGAUGCAGCAGGAUGAGCAUAUUGCUUCCUUGCAGUGUUGAUUUGAGUCUGCUGUAGUUGGUUGAAAAUAAAUGGUGACAGGGCUAAAUCUUUUACAGUUGGAAA
Rhodamnia argentea is the source of this 1483-nucleotide messenger RNA. RefSeq names its product glutamine synthetase cytosolic isozyme 2. Bases 111 to 1181 code for a protein of 356 amino acids. Gene Ontology annotation, cellular component: cytoplasm. The record is from RefSeq and is a predicted model, not a curated record. Gene Ontology annotation, molecular function: glutamine synthetase activity. The transcript is spliced from 12 exons. NCBI's taxonomy places the organism in Eukaryota, Viridiplantae, Streptophyta, Magnoliopsida, Myrtales, Myrtaceae.